This is a messenger RNA of Zonotrichia leucophrys gambelii, 2644 nucleotides long. It is a transcript of the gene PRICKLE4, whose product is annotated as prickle planar cell polarity protein 4. Bases 12 to 1517 code for a protein of 501 amino acids. NCBI's taxonomy places the organism in Eukaryota, Metazoa, Chordata, Aves, Passeriformes, Passerellidae. The record is from RefSeq and is a predicted model, not a curated record. Gene Ontology annotation, molecular function: zinc ion binding. The transcript is spliced from 8 exons.
CAGGGCAGCUGAUGUCCCUGCCGAGCCCUGCAUGGCCCCAGCAGGACGAGCCCUCUCCCUGCGGCACCACCGGGGGUCUCCCCCCGGCCUCGUCCGACAGCGACUCCGGCUGUGCCCUGGAGGAGUACCUGGAGCCCCCCGAGGUGCCGCCGUGCUCGCCCCAGCCGGGCUCUGACCGCGACCGGACCCGGCUCCGCGCCAGAGCGCUCCUGCAGCAGCUGCCCCCCCAGGACUGCGAUGAGCGCUACUGCCCCGGCCUCGCCGAGGAGGAGCGGCGCCAGCUCCGCGCCUUCAGCGCCCGCCGCCGACAGGAGGCUCUGGGCCAGGGCCUGGCGUGCCCGGUGCCAGGGCCCUGCCACGGCUGUCCCUGCAGGAAGUGCGGCCGCAGGCUGAACAAAGGGGACCCGGGGGUGUCGGCGUCUCGCCUGGGCGACCAGUUCUGGCACCCGUCCUGCUUCUCCUGCCACUUCUGCCAGCAGCAGCUGGUGGAUCUCAUCUACUUCCAGCAGGAUGGGAGGAUCUACUGCGGCCGGCACCACGCCGAGCUCUUCCGACCCCGCUGCGCCUCCUGCGACCAGCUGAUCUUCAUGGAGGAGUGCAUCGAGGCCGAGGGCCGGCGCUGGCACCCGGAGCAUUUCUGCUGCCUGGAGUGCGAUGUGCCCCUGCACGGGCAGCGCUAUGUGAUGCGCAGCGGGCGGCCCUGCUGCCGGGGCUGCUUCGAGAGCCGCUUCGCCGAGCCGUGCCAGGCGUGCGGGGACCCCAUCGGCGCGGACAGCGAGCGGGUCACGCACCAGGGGCUGCACUGGCACGCCCGCUCGCCCUGCCUGUGCUGCAGCCGCUGCCGGGCCCCGCUGCGGGGGCAGCCCCUCGCCCUCCGCCGGGGCCGCCUCUUCUGCUCCGGGCCCUGCGGCCGCGCCCAGGACGGCUCCGACGGCUCCGACGGCUCCGAGGGCUCCGACGGCUCCUCGGACUCCGCCAUCGCCUCCGCUCCGUCCCCCGAGUGCGCGCCCGCGGCCCCGAGCUCGGCGGCGGGGAGCGGCAGGGACAGGGGGCAAGGGGAUGAGGCGCUCUCAGAGCAGCCCCCGGUGCACCCCGCCUUCAGGAGCCCCCAGGAUCUCGGCGCAGCCCCACGCGAGCGGAGCAGCGACGCUGCCAAGGAGCACCCAGGGGUGCUGGGACCCGCAGGCAGCCACCCCGCAGCCCCCCAGCCCGGCCCAGAGCCACCCAAGGAGCCCAGAGCCCUUUUGGGGUCCCCUGAACCCCGAAGAGCUGCAGAGCUGCAGGCGGGCACCUCCCGUCCCCGACACGGCGCCCGGGCAGGGCACGGCACAGAGGAGGAGGAGGAGGAGGAGGAAGACUCCUGGUGCCCCACCUGCUCCUCAUCUUCGGACUCAGACUCGGAGGAGGAGGGUUUCUUUUUCGGGAAGCCCAUCCCCAAGCCCGGCAUGAACUCCCUGGGCAGGGAGCCCGUGCAGAGGGGCAGGGGCAGGACGGCCAAGCACUGCAGCGUGUGCUGACAGCGGGCACUGCCAGCUCCUGCCAGGGCAGCAACGCGCUCCAGCCACAUCCUGGAGGUGCCCGAGGUUGGUGGGAGAAGCUGCUGGGGUCGCUGCCCCCGCAGAGCAGAGCAGAGCAGAGCAGAGCAGAGCAGAGCAGAGCAGAGCCUGCCAUUCCUGCCCGGCUCUCCCGCAAUUAGGAACAGGUAAAGCAGGAAGGGAGCGGGGCAGGGCCGGCCCCAGCACCUCCCUCGAGGCGGCAGGUGGGGACAGGGACAGCUGCCGGCGUCCCCCCAGCGCUGGGGAACGCGGGGUGUCCUGCCCCGGGCUGCUCCGUGCCCCACUGCCACCGCUCUCCAUCCCUGGUGGCACCGUGUCCCCAUAGGGAGGGGACCAGAGACGAAGCUCCAAUAAAAUCUGGCUGAAAUCUGAACUCUGGCUGAACUCUGAACUCGGGGUCUGCCCUGUUCCUUCCCUGUGACACUGACAAUGUCACCAAGACCCCACUGCCACCUCUCUCCAUCCCUGGUGGCACUGUGUCCCCAUGGGGAGGGGACCAGGGGUGCAGCUCUGCUGCUGCAGGUGACAAAUCUCCAAUAAAAUCUGGCUGAAAUCUGAACUCUGGCUGAAAUCUGAACUCAGGGUCUGCCCUGUUCCUUCCCAGCCCAUUGUGACAGUGACAAUGUCACCAGGGCCCCAUCUCCAUCCCUGAUGGCACUCUGUCCUGCUGCCACCACAGGGAGGGAACCAGGGGUGCAGCUCUGCUGCUGCAGGUGACAAAUCUCCAAUAAAACCUGGCUGAAAUCUGAAAGCAGGGUCUGCCCUGUUCCUUCCCAGCCCAUUGUGACAGUGACAAUGUCACCAGGACCCCACUGCCACCGCUCUCCAUCCCUGGUGGCACCGUGUCCCCAUGGGGAGGGGACCAGAGACCAAGCUCCAAUAAAAUCUGGCUGAAAUCUGAACUCUGGCUGAAAUCUGAACUCGGGGUCUGCCCUGUUCCUUCCCUGUGACACUGACAAUGUCACCAGGGCCCCACUGCCACCUCUCUCCAUCCCUGGUGGCACUGUGUCCCCAUAAGGACAGGACCAGGGUGCAGCUCUGCUGCUGCAGGUGACAAAUCUCCAAUAAAACCUGGCUGAAAUCUGAAA